UAGAUUUCACUCACACAAGGAGCAGCAAAGAUUACAGUGAAGCAAAGAGCGAGCGAAAGAGGCGGAGAACCCCUUCCUCGUCUCCAUUAGUUUGGAGCUGUGUCCAAGGCCAAGAGAGAAGAAGAUAAAAGAGUAGCGAUGGAUGAGAAGAAGAGAAGCAAACACUCCUCCGAUGACAAAAAAUCGUCUUCCGCAUCCCUUGUUUCUGGCAAUAAUGUUAUCAUCAAAAGUGCGGACAUGAAGGAGGACCUGCAGAAAGAGGCGAUCGAUUGUGCUCUCUCCGCUUUUGAGAAAAACACCGUGGAGAAGGAUAUUGCAGAACACAUCAAGAAAGAGUUCGACAAGAAGCAUGGACCUACCUGGCAUUGUAUCGUCGGUCGCAAUUUCGGUUCAUAUGUCACUCAUGAGACAAACCACUUUGUCUACUUCUAUUUGGAUCAAAAAGCAAUUUUGCUAUUCAAAUCUGGUUGAUGGUGGGGGUUUACUGUGGUAAUAAGAUGUUGGUGAGUUUAUGAUUAGGUGACUAAAUAUAGCAAAUAUGUGUCAAUUGAAUACUUCUCAAGCAAAAUCUCUUGCAGGAUGGUGUGCACAAUCUGUAUAUUGACUUGCAUCCCGGAUUGGAUUGGAACACUAAAUCUAUUGAUUGAUUGACCACUAGGUUUCUUUUCUUGU
This is a messenger RNA of Telopea speciosissima, 672 nucleotides long. RefSeq names its product dynein light chain 2, cytoplasmic. The transcript has 3 exons. Lineage: Eukaryota; Viridiplantae; Streptophyta; Magnoliopsida; Proteales; Proteaceae. Gene Ontology annotation, biological process: microtubule-based process. Bases 139 to 471 code for a protein of 110 amino acids. The record is from RefSeq and is a predicted model, not a curated record. Gene Ontology annotation, cellular component: dynein complex. Gene Ontology annotation, molecular function: dynein intermediate chain binding; dynein light intermediate chain binding.